This is a messenger RNA of Arabidopsis thaliana (thale cress), 989 nucleotides long. RefSeq names its product RING/U-box superfamily protein (gene ATL8). Gene Ontology annotation, molecular function: ubiquitin protein ligase activity. Gene Ontology annotation, cellular component: membrane. Gene Ontology annotation, biological process: protein ubiquitination. The transcript has a single exon. Lineage: Eukaryota; Viridiplantae; Streptophyta; Magnoliopsida; Brassicales; Brassicaceae. The record is from RefSeq and is marked reviewed. The coding region runs from base 252 to 809 and encodes 185 amino acids.
UAGCUUUCGAGUUUUCAGUCAUUAACUAAAUGCAACCGAUUUCGAACUAAUAACAAUUGAAAUUUUACGAAAACAUCCUUAUAACUGAAAGUGAUACAAUAAACUUUAUAAUAUAAAGCAAAAAUACCCAAGACGAAGAUCUCACUCACUAUAAAUCCCUUUCCUCUUUGCCUCCCCAAAAAACGCUCACACUCCUAAUCCCUCCCAUUUUUCAAACCACUCUCUCUUUCUCUUUCUCUAAGUCUUUAACAAUGGCGCGCCUUCUCUUCCGUCUUCUCCAAGAAGCCAAUUCUACAUCUCCGGCUGAAGCUUCUCCGCCUUUCAACUCCGACCUCGUCCUCAUCCUUGCGGUUCUUCUUUGUGCACUGACAUGUAUCAUCGGCUUAAUAGCCGUCUCUCGAUGCGCUUGGCUCCGCCGUAUCGCCUCAAGAAACAGAUCGGAUCAAACUCAUCCACCGCCGGUAGCUGCAGCCAACAAAGGAUUGAAAAAGAAAGUCCUCCGGUCGUUACCGAAACUCACCUACUCGCCGGAUUCUCCGCCGGCGGAGAAACUCGUGGAGUGUGCUAUCUGUUUAACGGAAUUCGCCGCCGGAGACGAGCUUAGGGUGUUGCCGCAGUGUGGACAUGGUUUCCACGUAUCGUGUAUCGACACGUGGCUUGGAUCACACUCUUCUUGUCCUUCUUGCCGUCAAAUCUUGGUGGUUACCAGGUGUCAUAAAUGUGGCGGGUUACCCGGUAGCUCAAGUUCAGGACCCGAACCCGAUACCCGAAUCAAACAACGUGAAGAUGGUCCUGAUAACUUGCCUUGAUUCUUUUCUUUAGACAUAUCCCAUUUUAUUUUUUAUAAAGGGAAUUCGAUUAAACAAAGAUAUAAUAUUAAUUAAAAAGUGUUCUUUAUCAUUUUAAAGGAUAAUGUUACUCUGUCAUGUAUAUAUUUAAUUAUCUAUUGUAAAUCUAUCAUGGAAUGGAAACUUUAUGUCAUUUAACCC